Molecule: messenger RNA, 990 nt
Organism: Exophiala spinifera
Lineage: Eukaryota; Fungi; Ascomycota; Eurotiomycetes; Chaetothyriales; Herpotrichiellaceae
Exons: 5
Coding region: 1-990 (329 amino acids)
Cellular component (GO): intracellular anatomical structure
Molecular function (GO): oxidoreductase activity, acting on NAD(P)H, oxygen as acceptor
Source: RefSeq, a predicted model, not a curated record
AUGGAGAUGCAUAAGAUCUUCACUGCAGCCAGAGUAUGGCCCAGACGUAUGUGGCUGGGGACAAAGUGUCCAUACCGGACAACAUCUCGUCCAAGACAAAGACACGGAUCGUUUUCAACAACGCAAGCGAUAUUGACCAGCCAGUCUGUUGGAUCCCAGGGCCAGAAGCUCACGUUGGAAGCUGAUACCGAGAAGUUCAGAACGCACUCUGUGCAGGAUCUGUUAUCGCUCAAAGGGAGAGUGACCAUUGUCACAGGAGGCGCCCGUGGAAUUGGUCUCGCUCUAGCCCGAGGCACUGCUGAGCUCGGAAGCGAUGUUGCUGUACUUGAUAUCCUCGAGAAACCAAGCGAUGCAUUUCAUGACUUCCAAAAAGAGCUGGGUGUUCGUGCAAAGUAUUACAGAACAAGUGUAACUGAUCCGACAACAUUGGCCCGAACGUUCGAGCAAGUCGUUUCCGAUUUUGGCAGAAUAGAUAACUGUGUGACUGCGGCUGGAAUAGUGGUCGAUAAGCCAUUUUUAGAAACCACAGCUGAAGAAGGCACCAAUGUUCUAGAAGUAAAUGUGAUGGGCACAUAUCUGAGUGCUCAGUUGGCUGCGAGACAGAUGCAAGUACAAAACUCAGGGGGGAGCAUUGUCAUGAUUGCCUCGAUCGCAGCGCGGUCUGCCCUUCCUGCACAACACCUGUCUAUCUAUGGAGCUUCCAAAGGGGCGGUCAAAGGUCUUUGUAGACAGCUCUCGGUUGAACUGAGUCCGUUGAAAAUUCGGGUCAACACGAUAUCACCUGGCUAUAUAUCGACCGAGAUGACGAGUCGUUUAGCGGUGACGAAUCCCACAUUGCUCUCUGUGUUCAAUUCCGCGGCUCCGCUUCAAAGGAUAGGGGAUAGGGCAGAUCUCAAGACUGUGGUUGCAUACCUUUGUAGCGAGGCUGCGGCGUAUACCACUGGUACUGAUAUUCUGGUGACUGGAGGAUUGCAUGCUGGGCGUUUGUGA